Paramecium sonneborni is the source of this 690-nucleotide messenger RNA. The record is from the annotation of a GenBank genome assembly. NCBI's taxonomy places the organism in Eukaryota, Ciliophora, Oligohymenophorea, Peniculida, Parameciidae.
AUGAAUUCUAUUAUCCAAUUAGACUAAGAAUAUAGAAUGCUAUUUGAGUAAAUUAUGGGAAUGCUUAAUCAAUUAUCAUCUAUAAGUUUAGAAUUCGUAAGCUCUAAAUUAACAUUUCUUGAAAAAUACUCUUAAACUUUAAAAAAUUCAUAAAUAGAUGCUAGACAACAUCGUAAUAAUUAAAUUAAAAAUCUUAUUGAAUAUGUAAAAAUGCAUCGCAAAUCAAAAGUUCGUUCUGUAAUUCAUUCCCCAUUAAAUAGAACAUUUAAUCAUCAACGUCAUAAUUCUUUAGAUAUGUAAGAUGUGCAAUUACAUGAUAAUAAAUUUCUGAUACAAAAUUCUUUUUCUUAAUAAAAAAGUCUAAGUGAUACUAAACUUGUACAUACUAAAACAAUUAAAAAUCUGCUACAAAAAAUGGUUACUAAAAAGAAUGGUUCACCAUAAAAAAACUCUACCGAUUCGUUACUAAAAAUACUUGAAAAUGCUAUGUAAUUAUUAGAAACGCACCAAUCUUUUUAUUAAGAAGAUUAUAAUCAAUUAAGGAAAGAAUACAAUUAAAUUUUAUAAAAUAAUCCAUAAAUCAUGGCCAAAUAAAGUUUAUAGAAUAAAUCAAGUAAAAUUAAAGAAAACUUAAACUCUCUAAUUGAAACUUAAAAAUCAUUUAAAUCUUAUUUGAAUUCAAUAAUGUGA